AUGGCACAGGGACUCGACGCGUUCCUCGUGAUCGGAGACGUCUACCGGAGGGACGAAGUCGAUCGGACACACUAUCCGUGCUUCCAUCAGGUUUGUUUAACGCGCGGAAUUUCUGAAAAAUUCACUGUGACCCACUUGCUAUUAUUAUUCUUGCUGAAAAUUAGCGGUGAACGUUGAAACUUGCAUUUUUUCAGAUCGAAGGCGUCCGGCUGUACUCGCGUGACGAGUUGCUCGGAAAGAAAUCGGACGGCGAAAACGCGGCCGAGCUGUUCGCUGCGAGUCCCGACGCCGAGAGACUACCGGAAAAACAGGAGACGCACAGUCUGGACGCGACGAAGGCGGCGGAAAUCCAGCUGAAGCAGUUUCUGGAGAGUCUCUGCGAUGAACUGUUCGGGAAAGGCGCCGAGAAGCGGUGGGUCGAGGCGUACUUCCCGUUCACGCAUCCCUCGUUCGAACUCGAAGUCUUCUAUAACGGACAGUGGCUCGAGGUGCUUGGAUGCGGCAUCAUGGAGCAGAAAUUGCUCGAGUCGGCCGGCGUCCGCCACAAAAUCGGAUGGGCUUUUGGCAUCGGGCUCGAGCGCAUCGCCAUGGUCCUCUACGGAGUUCCCGACAUUCGGUGCGUCUUUGCUCGCUGAAAUUUAUACAGAUUUUAAUGGCUUUUAGACUGUUCUGGUCAAAAGACACUGGAUUCUUGUCACAGUUUGCCGGAAAAUUGCCGUCGGACGAAGUGAAGUACAAGCAGAUCAGUGCACAUCCACAGGUGACCUGUUUUUCAAUGGGAAACACGUUUUCAAGUUUGCUGUAGGUGAUUUUUGACAUUUCGUUCUUCGUGCCCGCCUCGACGCAAUUCAACGACAUGACCUCCGACGUGUACGAUACGAUUCGGACUAUCGGAGGCGAACUUGUGGAGCAAGUGCAACUGACGGACGAGUUCGAGAAUAAAAAGAAGGCGAAGAAGAGUCAGACGUACCGAAUUGUGUACAGAAGUCACGAAAAGGCACUCACCAAGGAGGAGGUAGGAAAUUACCCCAAUUUUUGUGCAACUCACUCAAGCAACCCACUUUUCCCUACGCGAAAUCGACGUAUUGGCGAUUUUCGAGCGGAAAAGUGGAAAAGAAGAAGCGAAGCGACAAAAGCGGAGUGUUACUUUCCAGAAAUUUGGUUUCUUUACUAUUUUUGGUCUUUCACACUCGCACAGUUAUCAAUUUAGCAAUGUUCACAAAAAGUGCCUUUUUUGUACACGACCUACGUGAUUGGAUCUCUCAACAAGAUCUGAUCUUCAGAAUCAUGUAGGCCAUGUUAAAGGCAAAAAAGGCCUGCACUUUUGACCCGCUUGCAAUACUCCGAUUGUACCCAAACUUUACAGGCUUCUUAGACUUGGAUUGAAGUAUUCUGGUUUCAAGUUUCAGACCGACCGGUUUAUCUGGUCCCGAGAUGUGCUCGUUCUUCACAAAGUCAGCAUGUCUCGGGGGACCACAUGAUGAUCGGAUCAGUCUGAAACUUGGACCCAUGAAGUCUGUUAAAUUUCGGUCCGAUCGGAUUGUUGCAAGUAGUCAUAAUCCUCCGCUUCCGAAUUCUAUCAAUGAUAAUCCUUGCAAAGCUGUAAAGCUGUUCAAAAUCCAGGCUCUCCGAGCUGCUCCCGAUUGAUAAUCGAUCAUAAAAGUGGUGACAUUUGCAGGUGAAUGUGAUCCACAAGCAGAUCGAACAAACACUCGCCGACAACUUUGGAGUUUCGCUCCGAUAG
Caenorhabditis sp. 36 PRJEB53466 is the source of this 1744-nucleotide messenger RNA. NCBI's taxonomy places the organism in Eukaryota, Metazoa, Nematoda, Chromadorea, Rhabditida, Rhabditidae. The record is from the annotation of a GenBank genome assembly.